GUCAGCGAGAAACCUUGAACAUCAGACAACCGAGAAAGUUAUUUGUGCCCCAGUGGGUCCAGUGCUAAUUCAGCGAGAAACCUUGAACAUCAGACAACCGAGAAAGUCAUCUGUGCAUCAACACUGGUUUUGUGGCUCAGCGAAAAACCUUGAAUGA
Acaulospora morrowiae is the source of this 157-nucleotide messenger RNA. Lineage: Eukaryota; Fungi; Glomeromycota; Glomeromycetes; Diversisporales; Acaulosporaceae. The record is from the annotation of a GenBank genome assembly.